This is a messenger RNA of Dendrobium catenatum, 1055 nucleotides long. RefSeq names its product probable transmembrane ascorbate ferrireductase 2. Bases 114 to 812 code for a protein of 232 amino acids. Gene Ontology annotation, molecular function: oxidoreductase activity. The transcript is spliced from 4 exons. The record is from RefSeq and is a predicted model, not a curated record. NCBI's taxonomy places the organism in Eukaryota, Viridiplantae, Streptophyta, Magnoliopsida, Asparagales, Orchidaceae.
GAGUCAAUUUGUGGAGUCGAAGUUUACAUUUUGGUUAAUUGUUCACUGGUUUCCUCAUUUUCCCCUUACCCACCAUCUCCUCAACCAACGCCGGCGAAUCCCCAUAAUCGGAAAUGGCUGUACCAGUAGCCCGCUUUCCCAUCGUGCUUGCGAUCCGUCUGAUGGGCUUCAUCGCUGCCGCCCUAGUAAUCUCUUGGGCUAUGCACUUCCGCGGCGGCAUGUCUCUCAUCUCCGAUAACAAGGAUCUCAUCUUUAACGUGCAUCCUGUAUUAAUGGUGAUUGGUUUUGUGCUCCUAAAUGGUGAAGCCAUUUUAGCUUACCGGACGGUGUCAGGCACGAAGAACUUCAAAAAGGCGGUGCAUCUUACAAUUCAAUUUUUUGCCUUGCUUUUGGGCUUGAUUGGUAUAUGGGCUGCUCUUAAGUUUCACAAUGAUAAAGGAAUCGACAACUUCUACAGCCUUCAUUCCUGGUUGGGACUGGCAUGUUUCUUCUUAUUUGGAAUUCAGUGGAUAGCUGGAUUUGCCACCUUCUGGUAUCCAGGUGGCUCGAAAAACAAGAGAAGUUUCUUGCUUCCAUGGCAUGUCUUCUUUGGCCUGUAUGUCUAUGCACUUGCUCUUGCUACAGUUUGUACUGGUAUUCUUGAGAAGGCCACAUUUCUCCAGAUGAAUAACGUGAUUUCUCGGUAUUCAUCUGAGGCUUUUCUGGUGAAUUCCCUUGGGAUCUUGCUGAUGCUUCUUGGUGGCACUGUUGUUCUUGCGGUUAUUGCACCUGCAAAUGUGAAGAGUGAUGGCCCGAGAGGUGCUAUGGAGUAGGUAAGAGCUGAGCUGACAUGCGAAAAUUGAUGCUGGGCUAUUGUUUGUUUCAUGUUACAGAAUAUGCGGGUCUUGGUGACAAAUUUUAUGUAUGAGGUCAAUUGGUUUUUUUUUUUACAAAUAGAAAUUAAUAGAUUUUGAAAAUUAAAUUGAGAAAACAUGUAGAAAGUAAGAGAUUUUAUGUAGUAUGAUGGAGUUUUUCUUUUUAAUUAUUCUAAUUAACUUUUUAGUAUAUUCCUGACA